Messenger RNA from Aureobasidium vineae, 981 nucleotides. The record is from the annotation of a GenBank genome assembly. NCBI's taxonomy places the organism in Eukaryota, Fungi, Ascomycota, Dothideomycetes, Dothideales, Saccotheciaceae.
ACCCCUCCCUUCCCCUACACCUACGUCUUCUACGCAACAACCGACGCCUACGCCUGCUCAGUCCUCAUAAACAUCCACCUCCUGACCUCCCGCCACAAAACCNCCCACCGCAUCUUCAUCCUCUUGGCCUCUGACAUUUCAGCUGUCUACAUUUCUGCAUUUCGCCAAGCAAACGUAACACUAUCGUUCCAGUCACCACCUCCUCUACAUAAAAGCUCGGAAGCUGGAAACUGCUAUACCGAUUGUUUGUUGAAACUUCAAGCGUUUAAGCUGCAAGAGGUGGAUGAGACGCUAAGGAGGGUGAUGGUGUUGGAUGCUGAUCAGUUGAUCCUUCGCUCCCUCGACCAUUUGAUCUUUUCCCUCGACGACAACAAUUUCAGUAUAGCGGCACCACAAGCUUAUUGGUUAGACCCCGGCAUCUUUUCGACAGCAUUGAUGGUCAUCAAGCUCUCGACAUCCCUGAGCGAAAAGGUUGAGAAGGCGAUUGAGGCUAUAGAGAAAAAUGAAUAUGACAUGGACGUCGCUAACAGAGUGUUCGCAACAGAAGUGCAGUUGUUGAAGGGAAAUUACGUGGCCCUGAACAGUCAUUGGGAAGAUUGGAAUCUGCCCGUGUGGUACAAGAAAACACAACUCACAGCCAGAAGAACUCGGAAAAGAGGGAUGAUGAUAAUCUUGGAUCAACAGCAAGAAUAUCCACACCCCUCAACCGGCAUCCUCCCGCCUAUCCUUCCCAACAGCCCCCAGCCCCAANAACCCAACACCCCAUACCUUACCCCAGAAACCAGCAACAACGAAAACGACUUUACGCAUCGCAGAUACUACACCGAACUAUUCGACCUCUACACUCAAAUGGCAGUCCUGCAUUUCACAGCAAUGGGCAAGCCUUGGAAUGUGAAUGAGCAGAGGCUUGCUGCAGAAAGGCCAGACGCACAUCCAUUGUUCAAAGAACAAUUCAUGAUGUGGAGAGAGAUUGCUGCAGAG